Messenger RNA from Toxorhynchites rutilus septentrionalis, 1716 nucleotides. RefSeq lists its product as uncharacterized. The record is from RefSeq and is a predicted model, not a curated record. Lineage: Eukaryota; Metazoa; Arthropoda; Insecta; Diptera; Culicidae. The transcript is spliced from 2 exons. Bases 313 to 1716 code for a protein of 467 amino acids.
UCGGUUCGAAUUGAUAACUCGCGCAACACCAACCUCGUUUAAAGCGGACGUGCGGAUAGGUGCCCCAGUAGGACGAAAACACAGAGAAAUACUAGUGCUUCAUCUAAAAAGGAAAACACCACCGCACCGGGAAGUGUGUGCUUCACCUGGGUUCCACGGAUCCUCAUCACUUCGAGCUCACCCGACGCUUGGAUCCGGAGAUAAUAGGACUCGGUAACAACCAAACACGCGCUCGAAAGGCUUCCAGAUUUCCACUGCAAGAGGAUUGGGAACGGAGCCACGUGUCCCGCAGUUCUGUGGCAUACCCACAGAAUGUUUGGAAUUAUUGUACUCGCCUUCUGCGUGUCGGCCAUACACUCCAGUAUUCACGUACAUGACCUCACAAAUAAUCCACUAGCUAUCAUACCAUUAGGGAAAGCUAGGAUAAAAACAGGCUACGUAAGGAUAGUACAUCCCAUAGAUUUGAUUCAAAUAGGAAACACCAUAUCCAACGUGAAUGAUGAAAUACAAUCAAACCCUUCAGUUAAUCCUUUAUACGAAUUGAUGCAAAUUAAGAAUUAUAAAUUGUAUGAAACCUUUCUCAAAUUGAAACCUUUUAUAAAAAGACAAAAAAGAUGGGAUACUAUAGGCACUGUAUGGAAGUGGGUAGCAGGCAACCCUGAUGCAGACGACCUUCGUAUCAUCAACGCUACACUUAACUCCCUCAUCACCCAAAACAACAAGCAAGUAAUGAUAAACCAAGCUAUAAGCAAUAGAAUACAAGAAGUAACCGAUUUGGCUAAUCAAAUGCUGUUAAUGGAAAAACAAAAAGCUAAAAAUCAUUCGAUUGAAAUUAAUCAUUUAAUGAUACUGUCCAACUUAGACUCACUUCAGGACCAGAUAGAAACACUUGAGGAAGCAAUUCUAAUGGCAAAACAUGGUAUACCGAGUAGCAAGCUGUUAUCAAUGCGCGACUUCAAUACGAUCGCAACCUUCCUGGGAGACCACGACAUAUUCGUCACAUCAUUUGAGGAACUAUUAUCACAAUCAACGGCACAAGUAACAUUGAACAACACGCACAUUGCGUAUAUUUUAAAAGUACCACAAUUUUCAAAAGACAUUUAUGAAUAUGGUUUAGUCAAACGAAUAGACGACGCCUCCAUACUUAUCAACAACGCACUUGUGCAAGUCUCAUCCAACUGCAGCAACUCGAACCAACAACUCAAUGGUUCAUUUCUAAUCCAAUUUGAAGGAUGCACUCUACGAAUCAACGGAGAAUUCUUCUCUAACUUUGAAACUAUUCUACCUGGACGACCGUAUCACCCUACAACCGGCCUAAUAGUUACCGAGCUCGAUACCCUGGACUCACCACCUGUUGAAUAUCUACAGAACCUGACAUUAGAACAUCGAGACGAAUUGGAAAUAUUGAAACUUCAAAGUAACUCUCUCACCUGGAAGCUACACCUGUUUGGAUCCAUUGGAGGAUUCACGGUAGUAUCAAUAAUUGCCACAAUUGGAGUUUUCCUAUAUCUUUCUAGAAAAACAAUCAUCAACGCCAAAUUCAGCAUUCCAAGUAUUAACAAAGACGACAUCAUUCUCACGGAAACUGUUUCCGUCAGCAAAAACGAAAUCAUCACAAACUCCAAGACACAGUCAUCAAAACUAUCAGCAGAACGCGAAAACGAAAUCCAAUCUUUCAUCGACAUGCCAUCACCCUUUCGAACCAUUAAACUUUGA